Molecule: messenger RNA, 4338 nt
Organism: Penicillium subrubescens
Lineage: Eukaryota; Fungi; Ascomycota; Eurotiomycetes; Eurotiales; Aspergillaceae
Product: P-loop containing nucleoside triphosphate hydrolase protein
Exons: 15
Coding region: 1-4338 (1445 amino acids)
Biological process (GO): transmembrane transport
Cellular component (GO): membrane
Molecular function (GO): ATP binding; ABC-type transporter activity; ATP hydrolysis activity
Source: RefSeq, a predicted model, not a curated record
AUGUUUGACCCCCCUCUACCAUGCACUGUGGCCGAUGAGGACGUAUUCGGUCCAUUCGUCAACGCCUCGUGCCACCAUGGAUUUGACUUUACCCUGCGUUUUGAAGAAACGAUCUUGACAAUCCUUCCACUAUCAAUUCUUCUUCUUUCAGGUGUAUUACGCAUUCGGAGCCUUAGUUGCGCCUCCGAUAAGGUCAAUCGAUCAUGGCUUUACGCGGCAAAGGAGACGGCCUUGGCCAUACAAAUAGCUCUCCAACUCAUCCUCCUGGCUCUCUGGAGCAAGCCUUCAAUUCCCAGUACGAGAAUGACUAUUCCAACCGCUGUUGCGAGCUUAGCUGCUUCCAUACUCUUGGUCUACCUGUCUCACCUGGAGCAUCUUCGUUCCUUGCGCCCAUCAACAGUCAUAUGCCUCUUUGUAGGGUCGACUCUAAUCUUUGAUCUUGCUCGCGUUCGAACACUCAAUUUUAUGCCCAACAACCGCCCGGUGACAAUUUUGUUUGCCGUAGGCUGGCUUGGUAAGGCGAUUAUUCUUGUGCUUGAGUCUACGGAAAAGCGAUCACUGUUGAAGAAACCCUACGAGGGCUGCUCACUAGAGUCAACUGCUAGCACUUUCAACCGUGCUCUUCUUUGGUGGCUAAAUGGACUGCUUUGGAAGGGGUCUAAAACUACUCUCACGGUGGACAGCCUUCCGGCACUAGACGAUGGUCUCAAGACAGCUUCAAAUCCAGAGGAGCUAAUCGAGAAAUGGAACGAAGCUGAUAAGUAUCGACCCAAUGCAUUGCUUUGGACCUUGGUUUCGCAUUACAUGUGGGAUAUCAUGGAGGCUGUUUUGCCUCGACUCGCAUUCCUUGGCUUGAGCUUCGCCCAACCAUUUUUGGUCGAGCGAGUGCUGGGCUUUAUGACAGAACCCGAACAUGUCAACUCGACGAACUACGCUCGUGGUCUUGUUGCGGCCUAUGCAUUGGUCUACAUCGGCCUUGCCACAUCAUUUACCGUAUACCAGCACAAAACAUGCCGUCUCGUUACCAUGGUUAGGGGAAGCUUGAUCACCCUCAUCUUCAACAAGACACUCGUUAUGAGUACCUCGGCUGUGACCGAUGCCAGUGCAGUCACUUUGAUGAGUACCGAUAUUGAGCGUAUUGGGAGCGGCAUCAGACAGAUCCCCGAUCUCUACUCCAGUCCUAUUGAAGUUGGUCUGGCGCUGUGGCUGCUGGCCCGACUGCUCAAUCUUGCAACUGUCGCCUCCACACUAGUUGUCAUCAUCUGUCUCAUUAUUGGAAUCCCACUGGCGAUUGCAUCUGGUAAGGCUCAGGGAACAUGGCUUGAAGCUGUGGAGGAACGUGUUGCAGUGACCUCAAAGGUUCUUGGGGUCAUGAAAAGUAUCAAAAUGACAGGUCUCACGGAGGUCAUCUCAAACAACAUCCGCGGGUUGCGGUCGCAAGAGAUUAAAGCAUCGUUUACUUUCCGGCUAUACACCUGUCUUAUCAUCACCUUCUCUUUCGCUUCUUCGGCACUUGCGCCUGUCUUUGGCUUUGGUGUUUAUAUUAUCAUGGCUCAAGCACAGGAUUCGGGCACGCUGACAAACAGUAUGGCAUUCUCAGCCUUGACUCUCUUCUUCCUCCUUGAUCAGCCGAUGAUCUCUUUUGUCGACGCAUCAGAAGACAUUAUGGCAGUCGUCAAUUGCUUCCAGAGAAUUCAAAAGCACUUACUCGACACUGAGCGUCAAGACUGUCGCGUGACUCACGGCCCCGAGACUCCGAGAUUGAUCGAUGUCGACCCGGUUGAAUGGCAAGAUGAUUAUGGAUUAUCCUGUGCCGUUGCGCGGGAUUUGUCUGCCGCAUGGUCGGUCGACGACGAGCCAGUACUUAACAAGUUGAACUUUGAGAUUACAACUGGCCUCAUCACCAUGAUCGUGGGCCCCGUCGGCUGCGGAAAGUCAACAUUGCUGAGGGUUUUACUUGGGGAGGUCCCAGAAGUUUCAGGAACCAUCUCCACCACCUUCAAGAACGCCGCUUAUUGCAGCCAGUCGCCGUGGAUUAUCUUUGGAACAGUCCGACAAAAUAUUGUUGGUGCAUCUCAAUGGGAUCAAAAAUGGUAUGAUACCGUCAUCCAGGCAUGUUCCCUUCAGGCGGACCUUCAGCAACUGCCAAGUGGAGAUCAAACCAAAGUCGGUGUUCGUGGGUCUCGAUUGAGUGGUGGUCAGCAAAUGCGGGUGGCUUUGGCGCGAGCUCUCUACUCUAGAGAGCCUGUUCUCGUACUUGACGAUGUACUGACCGGUCUUGAUCGAGAAACUGAAAGAGCAAUCCUAGAGGUGGUUUUCUCAUCGGAGGGUCUGAUCAGGAAGAACGGGCAAACGGUCAUUCUAGCGACGAACUCAGCUCACCAUCUUCCCUAUGCCGAUUUUGUUAUCUCUCUAAAUGAGAGUGGCCAUGUUAUCGAGCUAGACACAUACGAGGCUCUCGUAGCCAGGGACGGCUACGUCAGCAUGCUUACUAGCAAAGCCUCCACCGUGGUCACUACUAGAGCGCCCGACUUAGUCCUCGAUGAUGAGACGUUACAAGGCCUUAAUCUCGAAAAAGACGAUGACAUUGACAGCACUAGCCGCAGCACGAGCGACUUGACGGUGUAUCUGUAUUACUUCCAAGCCAUCGGAUGGCCCCUUAUGGCUGUAUUCUUUGCGUGUGCCUGUUUGUUCACCUUUGGAAUUAUAUUUCCACAAAUUUGGUUGCAAUGGUGGACUGUCGCGAACGAGACGAGGCCAAAUGAGAAUAUUGGUUAUUGGCUGGGCGUCUAUGGUGCUAUGGGCUUCCUGAUACUCUUCUCUGCGUUCAUUGCAAAUUGGGUCUUUAGCAUGAUCAUCGUGCCGAAAACUGCCCGCCAUUUCCACGAAAUUCUUCUGGGAACAACUAUGAGUGCAACCACUUCAUUCGUCACUUCAACUGAUAUCGGAACCACCACAAACAGAUUCAGCCAAGACUUGGAAUUAAUCGAUGAAGAACUUCCCGAGGCAUUUGAGCUUACAGUCUAUGCAGUUCUUGCCUUUCUCACCGAGGGCUUCUUAGUUUUUGUCGGGUCAUCAUACGUGACAUCAGCAGUGCUGCCAUUUGUCGUCAUUGUGGUUUAUUUCGUGGGCACAUACUACGUCCGCACAUCUCGUCAAGUCCGCUUACUAGAUAUCGAAGCCAAAGCGCCGCUUUUUUCUCAAUUCCUAGAAGCGAUGAGCGGUCUUCCGAGCAUUCGCGCCUAUGGAUGGUCCGAACAUUAUCAACGCCAAGAACAGAUUGCUCUGGAGGCUUCUCAAAGACCUUUCUACACGCUUUACUGCAUUCAGCGCUGGUUGAGCGUUGUACUUGAUCUGGUCAUUGCAGGGAUCUCCGUCGUUGUGGUUGCGAUUGCACUCUCUAUGAAAGGAAGUCCCUCGUUGAAUCUGCUUGGCAUUGCGCUGUUUAAUAUCGUUGGUUUCAGUGGGACCCUACAAACCUUGGUUAUCGAGUGGAUUGAUCUAGAAACUUCCAUUGGGGCUGUUUCUCGAAUCCGUUCAUAUGUGCAAGAAGCUAAGACUGAGGACCUCGAUACUGAGAUUGAGGUUGUUCCAACAUUUUGGCCAGAGAAGGGCAAUGUCCAGAUUUCUGGAGUAUCGGCUUCAUAUGAUUCAUCUUCAGAGCCCGUUCUUCAAGGUAUUGAUCUUACCAUCCACGCUGGCGAAAAGAUUGCCCUGUGCGGCAGAACUGGCAGUGGUAAAUCGUCGCUCAUUUCAACAAUUUUGCGACUUCUCGAUCUUAAUAACGGUUCAAUACACAUUGACGGGGUAGACAUCUCUCGAGUAUCUCGCUCUCAUGUACGCUCUCGCCUCAACACAAUUCCGCAGCAGGCUUUCUUCCUCCACGGGACCAUUCGACUUAACGCCAACCCCGAAGGAAAUGCACCCGAUGAUGUGAUUAUCGAAGCGCUCCGAGCGGUGAAUCUAUGGUCAUAUCUUGAUUCCAAAGGAGGCUUAGACGCAGACAUGUCUGAGGACAUUCUUUCCCACGGCCAGCAGCAGCUUUUCUGUCUGGCGCGAGCUCUAUGCAAACCCAGUACUAUUCUCAUCAUGGAUGAGGCCACGAGCAGUGUGGACUCGGAGACCGACACUCUCAUGCAGAACAUUAUUCGCACGCAUUUCAAAGAUCAGACUAUCAUUGCCAUUGCCCACAAGUUAGACACCAUUCUAGACUACGACAAAAUUGCAUUCAUGGAUCACGGCCGGAUUGUUGAAUUUGAUACACCAAAGUCGCUCUUGUUACGGGAGGGAUCUGCGUUUAAAGCCAUGUUUGAUACAUUUCGCCGUCGACCCGAGUGA